AUGGACGAGGAACCCUCCAAAUCUCCGGUGAAACCCGCCGCCGCCGCCGAUUCCGAGACUGAAUUGUUUGUAAGCUCGUAUCUCGUUAAAUCUAUCGCAAGGCACGGUCUUGAUGAAGACUAUGUGAAACAGAAAUGGAGAUCGGCUCCGGUGGAGGAUAAGAAGAGAAUUGAGGAGAUGUACAAGCUCUUACGCGCAAAAGAGGUAGAGUAUGUGCUCUUCAAGACUCAGUUUUUGAACGAGACAAAUAUUGUUGAAUGA
Messenger RNA from Arabis nemorensis, 261 nucleotides. The record is from the annotation of a GenBank genome assembly. Lineage: Eukaryota; Viridiplantae; Streptophyta; Magnoliopsida; Brassicales; Brassicaceae.